Messenger RNA from Camellia sinensis, 427 nucleotides. The record is from RefSeq and is a predicted model, not a curated record. Lineage: Eukaryota; Viridiplantae; Streptophyta; Magnoliopsida; Ericales; Theaceae.
AUGGACAGUUACAUGGACUACUGGGCCAACUGUCUUAUUCAUGUUGUUGUUGUGGCCACUUUGGCUGCUGAAGCAGAGGUAGCAGAAGAAACAGAACAACUCCAAGAGGGUGUUAUGGAAAGUGGUGUUGUUGUUGCCCCAACUAAGUCCAAGAAAGGCAAAGCUGCAUUGCCUCUCAAGAGUGACAGAAGAAGGUCUAAGAGAUUCUUGGAAAUUCAAAAAUUGAGGGAAAACAAGAAAGAGUAUGACUUAAAAACAGCAAUAUCAUUGCUCAAGCAAAUGGCAAGCACAAAGUUUGUCGAAACAGCUGAAGCUCAUUUCCGUCUCAACAUUGACCCAAAAUACAAUGAUCAACAGCUGAGGGCAACAGUGAGUUUUCCCUGCAUUUGAUUAAUUGUAAUGAGAAAUAUGGUAGCAAUCUCAUGGA